AUGGAGGAUGGGGGCAUGUCCUGGGCGGGAACGAUGUGUUUGGUGAUUGAGAGAGUGAGCUGGCAGGUGCUGCUGAUGGGGGGCUAUUGCCUGAUGACCUGCAGGGGGAGUGUCUUCACAGCAGCCCGGUGCCUGCAGGUAGCUGGGAGGCACGGGGGUGUGGCAGGCGGCCUGGUGUCCGCCUCACCACCCCCUCUGCUGCAGAGUUCCUUCCCCUGGAUGCCCUACCUGCCCAUGUCCUGCAUCUUCACCUUCAUCCUCAGCUUUGGCAUCGGCCCCACAGGAGUGACGGAGGUCCUGGCCACUGAGCUGUUUGACCAGACAACCCAACCUGCUGCCUACGUGGUCUAUGGGGUGCUCCUGUGGACCAUGCUUUUCUCGGUGGGGCUAGGCUUCCCCUUCAUCAUGGAGGGCUGGUCACACUUUGUCUAUGUCCCUUUCCUUCUUGUCUGUGUCUACGGGGCCAUCUAUGUAGGCUUGUUCCUUCCUGAGGCCAAAGGCAAGACCUUCCUGGAGAUCUCUGAGGAAUUGCACAGACCCAACUUCCCAGGCCCGACUCAGGGGUCCAGGUGAAGGGGCCCUCAGAGCUCUAGCCCCACAGCCCACCUCAGCCCAGGGUGGCCAAGCCCAACACAGGUGCUGCCCAUUCCUUUGCUUCCUUCUGUCUGUGGCCCUCUCCAUUUGCUCACUCCUGCUUUAGUUUGUUUAACGAGCAUUUAUUGAGUGCCUACUGUGUGCAGGCAUGGUGCCAGAUGCUUAGCAGUCAGUGGUGAACAAGAGAAAUGGAUCCCAGGUACUCCCCAUUUAGAGGCAAUCAACUGACAGGAAACACACAGUCACCCCAAUAUAGGCAUAACUACAAACUCGGGAAGAUGCAUUGGAGAAAGAUGCAGGUUGUGAGGGUGUGCAUGUUGGGGGAGCCUGACGUUGUCUGUGGAUUUCUGAGGAAUUGACUUUUUGAAAAUCAACUUUGUCAAGGUAUAAUUUACAUACAGUAAAAUUUAUCAAUUUUAAAUAUAUCUUUGACGACUUUUGACAAAUAUCUGCACCCAUGAAGCCACCACCAUUAUCAAGAUAGAAAAUUCACAUCACCCCAAAAGAUCACUCUGCAGGGGCACACCCAGCCCAAGAUUUUUAAUAAGAAUUUGAUAUACAUAUGGAAUCAUACAGUAUGUAUGUUUUUGUGUCUAGUUUCUUUUGCUCAGGAUAAAGUUUUUGAGAUUCAUGCAUGUUUGUCUUAGGCUGGGUUCUCUACAGAAGCAAAAGCAGUAAAGCAUAUAAAUAAAUACAGAGAGAUUUAUAUCAAGGAGAUGGGUCACGUGGUUGUAGAGCCUGCAGUGUUCCAAGUCCAUAAUCAGGCUGGAGGCUUCUGAUUCACGUAGCCACGAAAGCUGGCACACCCAGGAUUGGCAGGUCAGACAGCAGGGCUCUUGCUCAGGCUGCAAAGACUGAUGAAUCACAAGAUUGGCAGACAAGACUACGGUAAGCUGCUAGCUCAAAUCCCAAGAACCAGAGGUCAGACAAACAGGAGCCAACUGAAGGAUCCAAAGGGAGCAAAAGCCCACAAGUCUUGCCAGAAUGGCCACUUAUAUUCAAUGCAGGCCACACACCCAAGGAAACUCCCUUUCAACUGGCUACUCACAGCAGAUCCCAUCAUGGAGGUGAUCACAUUAUACCAAUCUCAUCAUGGAAGUCAUCCCAUCAUCAUAUAACUGCCAAACUACAUCAUAACUGCCAAACCACUGAGAAUCAUGGCCCAGCCAAGCUGACACACACAACC
Molecule: messenger RNA, 1780 nt
Organism: Loxodonta africana (African savanna elephant)
Lineage: Eukaryota; Metazoa; Chordata; Mammalia; Proboscidea; Elephantidae
Gene: SLC2A11
Product: solute carrier family 2 member 11
Exons: 4
Coding region: 1-573 (190 amino acids)
Biological process (GO): monosaccharide transmembrane transport
Cellular component (GO): plasma membrane
Molecular function (GO): hexose transmembrane transporter activity
Source: RefSeq, a predicted model, not a curated record